CUCCAGCGACUGUCCGUAGUUGACUAACAGUUAGCAUGCUUGUUUUUAGCCGAAGGACACGAAAGACCAGCUUUUAACGAGUAGACCAACAAACGAGUUUUAGCAACUAAUAGUUUUAACAAUUAUUUUCUGCUUUGGUUGCCGAGAUGUCUUCAAAACCUUUGGCACCUCUGGCCAAAAAAGCGAUUAAGGUUGUCAUCGUUGUUGAACUUCUUGGAAUCUUUGGAGCCUACAAACUUUUUCACAUGAUGGACACCAGCCAAGAUUUUAGGAGCACAAUGAACAGAAGGUUCCCUAGCAUUCUAGAAGUUUACUACAAGUCCAACGAGCUGGCGGGCGUCCAUGGUGUGCGUGAGAGAGACCACCUGGACUGGGGGACCGUGCAGGAGUGAUGACUACUUCCUGCGCAAUGUCUUGGCGUCUCGGUUGUGGAUUCCGUCGUCACAUUGACUCAGAGGAAGCAGCAUGACAUCACUUCCUGCUGUUCGUCAGUGGGAAAUGUCUGUAACAAACAAGCUAACUACUGUGUUUGCACCAUGGAGAUGAGUUGAACAGACUUUUCACAAUAAGAGUUUAGAAGACACUGACGCAGACUGGGUCAAUAUGUUGUCUGUCGUGACCGCUCACCUGCUUUGACAGCAUUUUUUUUUAAGUGUUUGCAAAUGUGUUCAAAAUUAAAAAAGGUAAGAAAUCUUUAGUAAGUAUUGCGCAAUACUUUGUUGAUGCAUUUUAGCAACAAAGCCACCUCAAGGCUUAAUUAACGCCCUAACUGUUGGUACACGUACACAUACCAAAUGCUAUCAUGUUAUGCUAUUAUGUAUGCAUUUCAUGGUGUAGUAUUAUAAAAUGGCAUGCUUUCAUGCUGUACCAUGAUAGCGUAAGGCAGAGGUGUCAAUGUCAAUCACACUUUGUCAGAUUAAAAUGAUUGCUGGGGUUAUGUUUAUUCAUCUGGGUUAAAAAUAAUUUAAUGAAAAGUAGUACCAAUAAGAAAUAUAGCAUAUUAAAAGUGCCAUAUGUAAUAAUUUCAUGUCAAGUCAUCAUUAAAUGGCCCUGUUAUGUCAAAA
This is a messenger RNA of Nerophis lumbriciformis (worm pipefish), 1064 nucleotides long. Its product is annotated as protein CEBPZOS-like. The record is from RefSeq and is a predicted model, not a curated record. NCBI's taxonomy places the organism in Eukaryota, Metazoa, Chordata, Actinopteri, Syngnathiformes, Syngnathidae.